AUGGAUAAUGUCAAUAAAUAUCGUAUCUGUAUGGUUUCGGAUUUUUUCUAUCCAUUAAUUGGUGGUGUUGAAAAUCAUAUCUAUCAAUUAUCUCAAUGUUUAAUUGAACAAAAUCAUAAAGUGAUUGUUGUUACACAUGCAUAUAAUGAUCGUGUUGGUGUUCGAUAUAUGGUAAAUGGACUUAAAGUCUAUUAUUUACCCUAUAGACCAUUUUAUAAUAAUACAAUUUUACCUACUGUUUUCAGUACAAUACCAUUAGUUCGUUCGAUUUUACUUCGAGAACGAAUAACAAUUGUUCAUGGACAUUCUUCAUUUUCAACAUUAGCACAUGAAACAAUGCAUCAUGCUAAAACACUUGGUAUUCGUACAGUAUUUACUGAUCAUUCAUUAUUUGGUUUCGCUGAUUUAAGUUCAGUACUAACAAAUAAAAUUCUUCAAGUAUCACUUGUUGAUUGUCAUCAUAUUAUUUGUGUUUCACAUACAUGUAAAGAAAAUACAAUGUUACGUGCUAAUUUAAAAUCAUCUAAGAUAUCUGUUAUUCCAAAUGCUGUUGAUUCAUCAGCAUUUACACCUGAUAUAACUCUUCGCCCAGCAUCCGAUGAAAUUGUUAUUAUUGUUGCUAGUCGACUUGUAUAUCGAAAGGGAAUUGAUUUAUUAAUUGGUAUUCUACCAAAAAUACUACGAAAAUAUUCCAAUGUUAAAUUUAGAAUUGCUGGUAAUGGACCAAAAGAAAUUGAUAUUCGAGAAGUAAUUGAACGUGAAGGUACGGAAGAUCGUGUUGCAUUAGAGGGUUCAGUGAAUCAUGAUAAAAUGAGGGAUUUUCUUAAUAGUGGUCAUAUAUUUUUGAAUACAUCGUUAACAGAAGCAUUUUGUAUGGCUAUUGUUGAAGCUGCUGCUUGUGGUCUUCUUGUUGUUUCAACUAAAGUCGGUGGAAUUCCGGAAGUACUUCCAUCAGAAGAUACACAAUCAGAUAUUAUGAUUCUAUGUGAAGCAAAUAUAAAUGACGUUUUUAUUGGUUUAUGUAAUGCUAUUGAUAGAAUAAAACUUGGUCAAAUACCUAAUGCUAAUCAAUGGCAUGAUAAAAUAAAAAAUUGGUAUUCAUGGCGUUAUGUCACACAGAAUACAGAAGUUGUUUAUAAUCAUAUAAUGACAAAAGAAUCAAUUAGUCUUAAAGAACGUAUUCAACGAUAUAAACAAUGUGGAUUUGUUAGUGGUUUUGUUAUGAGUUUUGUAGCUAUUAUUGCGUAUUUAAUAUUUCUUUUUCUUGAUUAUCAUCAACCUAAAAAAUUAAUUGAUCUAUCUGUGGAUUAUAUGAAUUUAAGAAAAAAUCAUUUUGAAUUAUUAGCUAAUGAACUUAUACAUGAAGUAUUAGAUUAUUUAUCACCAAUUCAUAUAAUAAAAUGUUUUAAAAAUUUAAAUAAACGUUUUUCUCAUUUAAUUUCUCAACGUUUAUUAAAAGUUGACUUAACACAUUUAUCAAAAAUUCAAUAUAAUGAACUUAUUCAAAUUUUACCACUCAAGCAAAUAAAUUCAUUAAAAAUCUCAAAUAGAUGGACAAUCAAUAUAGUUAAACAUAUUCCAUUUAAAUCUAUGAAUAAUCUUCAAGUAUUAAUAUUGGCACAUAUUAGUUAUAAUGAAUUACGAUAUUUAUUUGAACCGAAAAAUUUAUUUUUAAUUUUUCAACAAUUAAAUAUUUUCAAAAUUCAAUCAACAAAUAUUAAUGGUCUUGAUCGAGAAAGAAUAUUUGUAUUAAAAAAAAUAUUUUCUCAAAUGCCUAAAUUACGGUUAUGUCAAAUACCAUUAAUUGAUGUUAAUGAUUUUGAUGAUUUAACACCUUCAUUUACAUUAGAACGAUUAAUUAUUGAUUAUUGUACAAUGAUGUGUUUAGGUAAAUAG
Adineta steineri is the source of this 1896-nucleotide messenger RNA. NCBI's taxonomy places the organism in Eukaryota, Metazoa, Rotifera, Eurotatoria, Adinetida, Adinetidae. The record is from the annotation of a GenBank genome assembly.